This is a messenger RNA of Penicillium waksmanii, 423 nucleotides long. RefSeq lists its product as uncharacterized. The transcript has a single exon. The record is from RefSeq and is a predicted model, not a curated record. NCBI's taxonomy places the organism in Eukaryota, Fungi, Ascomycota, Eurotiomycetes, Eurotiales, Aspergillaceae. Bases 1 to 423 code for a protein of 140 amino acids.
AUGGGUCCUAACUCCAUGGCCAGCACUCCGGCUCCGGGACCUUUCGCCUCGACCGCGGGCGGAUUUGGCGGAUUCGGCCAGCAAUUUGGCGGUGGCCCGCCCAACAACUACGCCCUCCCAUCCGGCGGGCUGGGUAACGCCCCCGGUGCCUACCCUCCUAUGGGCCAGGUCAACUCUGGCUACGGUUCAUCUAGCACCUCUCACUCCGCUGCAUCAUUCGCCAACCCGGCCACCCAGGCCGCGUUCACUGGCGCAGACCACGGCGUACCGUCGACCAGUGCUUCCAACGGCGCUUUCUACGGCGGUGCCGAGGGCUCUAGCGAUCCCUUCGCCUUCCUGUCGACUGGUCUCGGUGGUCUGACCGUUGCGGAUGAUCCUCACUCGCGCCGCAACGGUGCUGGUGCCAACAAGUCUCCCGCAUAA